Chelonus insularis is the source of this 1970-nucleotide messenger RNA. RefSeq names its product Yod1 deubiquitinase (gene Yod1). Gene Ontology annotation, cellular component: cytosol; nucleus. The coding region runs from base 306 to 1232 and encodes 308 amino acids. The transcript has 4 exons. Gene Ontology annotation, molecular function: protein binding; cysteine-type deubiquitinase activity. Gene Ontology annotation, biological process: protein deubiquitination; endoplasmic reticulum unfolded protein response. The record is from RefSeq and is a predicted model, not a curated record. Lineage: Eukaryota; Metazoa; Arthropoda; Insecta; Hymenoptera; Braconidae.
UCGAAAAAAUACGAUCCUGUGAAUGAUCACCUGAAAUUUUUCUCGCGAAACUGUGUUUUAUUUAUUCGUUUUUUUACUAUAAAAUAUUUCUUUUUAAUAUUCCGAACAAUAGUAUGUACAUCGGAAAACAAUGAUUUACAGUAUAAGUACAGUGGUUAUUGUGAAAUAAAUCGUUUUCUCGUUGACGGCUGAUGACAGCGGUAUCCGCCAUGACACCUUUAAAAUCUAGUAAAAAAUGAGUGCAUAUCUAUAUUAUUUCUUAGACCAAAUUUAUAGUAGACGUUCUCGCUGAAUCAUUUUAUACAAUGAAUACUUUUCUUCUACGGAUCAAAACUAAAUCUGGUCAUCAAAUUAUCAGCACUUUAUUAGCAACUGAUACUGUUUAUAAUCUUAAAGUAAAAUUGACUGAAUUUACUGGAAUUGAAUCCAAAGCGCUUCAUAUUUUAUAUGGUUUUCCUCCUAAAGUUUUAGAAGUAAGCAAUGAUACAUUAACUUUAAAAGAAGUCGGUAUAAUGUCUGGAGAAACACUUAUAGUUGAAGAAAAAUCAGUUUUCAGUGAGUUUUUGAACGAUAAUAUACAAUCAUCAUCACACCUUAUUAGUGAUGGAAACUCUCAUGUUCCUGGAACAUUUAUAAAAAAAGUGGUUCCUGCUGAUAAUUCGUGUCUUUUUACAAGUAUUGGAUAUGUUAUUGGCGGUAAAAUUAACUCCGAUUGUUCAAGUUUUAUGAGAGAGAUUAUUGCUAAUACUGUCGCAGCUGAUCCUGAGGAAUAUUCAGAAGCUUUAUUGAGUAAACCGAAUAAAGAAUAUUGCAAAUGGAUAUUAAAACCCGAGUCAUGGGGUGGAGGAAUCGAACUUUCUAUUUUAUCAAAAUUUUAUGGAUUAGAAAUUGUAGUUGUUAAUAGUGUAAAUGGAAAUAUCAACCGAUUUGGUGAAGAUCAACAUUAUGCUCAGCGAGUUUUUUUAAUAUUCGAUGGAAUUCAUUAUGAUCCAUUAUAUAUGGAAUCACCAAAUAGCGGGCCAGUUCAAACAAUAUUCCCUACAAAUGACAGUGAAAUACUUUUAAAAGCAAUGGAAUUGGCAAAAGAAUCUUUUUCUUCUCAUCAAUAUACAGAUGUCCAGAAAUUUACUCUUAAAUGUAUGGAUUGUAAUAUUUAUUUACGUGGAUCAUCGGCUGCAAGUCAACAUGCAAAACAGUCAGGUCAUAUGAAUUUCGGGGAGAUAACGUCUUGAAUAUCAUUUUAUUCAUUCAUGAUAAACGUUGUUUUAUAACAUCAGUAAUAAAAUUGGAUAACUACAAAGAAAUUACAAACCUACGGUUGGGAUGAUUAUCAUUGGAAAUUGGUUCAAAUAAGUCCGACUGAUGGCAGCACUAUGAUCACAGUUGACCCCAGCCAUCCAGGCUUACCCUAGUAAGCUAAGAUAAUAAGACGGAGAUAGAUAUAUUCUCUGCUCUGUCUCGCUCGGAACAGGUUAUUCUGAAAUUUGUAAAUUUCUUGGUGCCCUAAGGCUCCCUCAUUGUAGUGCAUCCCUGAAAAUUAUCAUUUUUCGAACGAUUUCAUUGUUACCUACUCAAUUUCAAUUGAUAUCGAGCUUCGGCCUUUCGCCGCACAACGCGAGGGCGUAAAAUCAACUCUAGAGAUGUGAAUUUACCGGUAAUAGAAAAUUCGGUAAUUACCACGUAAAAUUACCGGUAUCUGACGGUAUUCUGACGUCAAAAAAUUCUGAAUGUAAAAUUUACCGUCAAGCCGUCGGUCAGCGUAAUUACCGUAAAUUACCGGUCAUUCGCAUCUAUAUAGAUGAAUAUGAUGAGCUUUUUACCGAGGAAAUGGCUUGCUUUCGAACUUGCUUGCCAAUUUGCUUAAGUUAAUUUUGCUUUUUGCACUUGUUAAUUUAAAACUAAUUAAUUAUUAUAAGAUGAAAAAAAAAUUUUGUAAUUUGUAAUAAAAAAAAUAUUUUACAUUUUUGACU